AUCGAAGUGUGGGUCGACGGAUGCGAUCGACACGUGAUGCAGGUGCCUUGCAGCAGACAAUCCGACAAGCCACUACCCGAUACUCGGCGUUGUCAUUGUUGAGCUGAUGUGGACCCCAAACCGAGGCACUCAGCAGAGUGGCGCAGGGGACACUGCCGAGGCAUCCCUGAUUCCAAGAGCCCGCCUCCCGCGUGCGCCCACGUCCCAACGUCUCGGGCGGUCCCGCAGCAAUCCACGGACAGCCUGUUCUGGAAGUCAUAUCCGGGGUUGGGAUGUUCUAAAAUAGACGCAGGAAUAACGGGCCCGAUACCUGGGCGGUUGGAUACCUAGUAUUCAAACCUCGCAUGCCGCCGCUUUCAGUGGUGUGCGAAUCUUUGCAGGUCCCCCAUCACUAUCUAUCCGGUAUACAACGAACGGGCUGCAGAUCUGCAGCGCACCGCUAGUCGGCGCAUCAAAACGACAUCGCACAGCAACAGCUGCCCUCCUGCCUUUGACUCUUCCCCAUCAUUUGCUUGUCGAGUCGUGCGCAGCCAACCUAAAAGCGUCUCCCACUCCACGCUUCCCAGUCCCCAAACUGUCGCUGCGUCGGUGUGCCAAGAUGAUAGGCUCCUGGUUGGGCCUGGCGAGCAUCCGCUUCACACACGCACCGGCACCCCUCGUUCUCCGCACCAAGGAUGGCGAGAAAAAGAGCCUGGUCGAGGUGUGCAUGGACAGCGUGCCGCCCUGUAGACUGAACCCGUUCCUGUUCAAUGGCCAUCUGCAGACCAUGUGGACCGCGAUGUCGACCGAGGGCCCUCAAAUCUACUACAGGAGGAAGGUCUUCGAAGCUGACCACGACAGUUACUUUGGCUCCUUCGCCGUCGACUUCGCGGUCCCGCCUCACAAGGACGUUGAUGACACGCUGCCGCCUCGCACCGCACACUACUCGGACAAAGACUUUGCCGCGCUGGGGUCCGACGACACCCGCCCGAUGCUCGUCGUGAUGCACGGUCUGUCUGGCGGUUCGUACGAACUCUAUCUCAGGGAGGCUAUAGCACCUCUGCUCGCCGAAGGGUCGGACUGGGACGUCGUCGUCGUCAUCUCCAGGGGCUGCGCCAAGAGCCCCAUCACCAGCGGCGUUCUUUUCAACGCCCGGGCGACCUGGGAUGUGAGACAGUUUGUCAAGUGGUGCCGUAAGACGUACCCUAACCGCCCACUGUUCGGACUCGGAUUCUCCCUCGGUGCCAACAUCAUCACCAACUAUGUUGGUGAAGAAGGGGCAAAUUGCCUCCUAUCCGGGGCCAUCGCGGUCGGCAGUCCCUUCAACUUGGAAGUCUCAAACAAGGCGCUGAAGAGGUCCACUCUGGGGCUUCACGUCUACCAGAGAGUCAUGGGAUCCAACGUAAAGAGACUCGUUGCGGAGCACAAGGAGUCUCUCGAGAUUCACAGCAAACUCGACUUCGAGAGGAUUGCCAAGACCACUUAUCUCUACGAGUUUGAUCGUGCAGUACAAUGCCCUUGCUGGGGAUACCCCACCGAAGACGCGUAUUAUCGCGACUCGUCCUCUUCGGAUGCUAUUCUUGGCAUCAGGAUACCCUUCUUGGCCAUCAGUGCAACCGACGACCCGAUUGCGGUCGACGAGGCGGUGCCGUACGAGGAGUUCAAACAGAACCCAUUCACUGUUCAUUGCAGUACAUCACUGGGCGGCCAUCUGUCCUGGUUUGAGCUUGGCGGCGGCCGAUGGCACAAGCGACCGAUCGAGAAGUUCCUCAGGACCAUGGCGUCGAACAUCGAUUUGAACUUUAGCCGAUCAGUGUCAAACAACACCAUUGAACCCAAGCCCCGUGGCACCCAAGGCUUUGACCCCCUCAGGCGGCGAAUGAUAGUCAAGCAUCUAGAGGCAGAGGACUAGAGACCUUGAUUUCUUUGGUGAUUCCGCGACGCGACAUGCAUACGCAGUUUGUACAGAUCAUGGGAUAGAUAGACGUAAAUCGGUGAACAUAGAACAUGACUUGGAGCAUCUUUCCUCAAGCGAUGCAACAUUUUGCCUCCUCGUCCGACGCUGCCACAUGUUACAAAUGUUGUAGGGUAGGUAUACUGAGUCCGAAAUAUAACGUUUCUCCAAGACCAGAUGAA
This is a messenger RNA of Gaeumannomyces tritici R3-111a-1, 2115 nucleotides long. RefSeq names its product hydrolase. Gene Ontology annotation, molecular function: monoacylglycerol lipase activity; acetylesterase activity. Lineage: Eukaryota; Fungi; Ascomycota; Sordariomycetes; Magnaporthales; Magnaporthaceae. Gene Ontology annotation, biological process: medium-chain fatty acid catabolic process; medium-chain fatty acid biosynthetic process. The record is from RefSeq and is a predicted model, not a curated record. The transcript has 6 exons. The coding region runs from base 599 to 1891 and encodes 430 amino acids.